AGGUUCGUUUCCCGUUUCGUUUGUUGUUGUCCGGUUCUGCUUCCGCUGUGGAUACGGCAGCACAUACAUUUUUUUGCUUUUAUGGUUCCAAAGUCAACAUGACCAAACUGCAGGUGCUGAACGCCUACCUGACGGAGCGGCUCACGGUGGUGGUCAAAGAGAUCCUGGACGUGGUGGAGGACACGGUCACCGAGUACCGGGAGGAGACGGCCAGGACCAAGCGAGAGAACGAGAGCCUGCGGAGGCAGCUGCGGGACAUCCUGCUGCUGGAGGCCGAGACCGAGUGGCUGAGGUCCACUAGGUCCAGUCUUGGCUUUUCUGCACCAGAGCAGCCGCCCAAUGAUCCAGAGCCAAGGCCUCGCUCAGAAGAGUCCGACUCCACCCUGAACCAGCCCAGGCAGCCUCCAUCUAACCCGGCCAAGCCGAGGCAUGAGCAGGUGGUGCCUGUGCAGUUACUGUCGGUCCAGAGUGAGACUCCCCAAGGGCAAGGUGACAAGAAGGCUGAGUGCUGGGAGCCAGUACUGGGGCACAGCCCUCAACAGGAGGCAUUAGGGAAACCUUCAUCUCAACCAUCCCACUCCUCCUUGAAUUCUCCCCCCGUCCCGUACCCUAAAAUCCACAUUGAUGUUCCCGUGGUCAAAGAUGAAGCACAGACCCCAGCUCAUAUCAAAACAGAACCCAGGGAAUGCAACGUGACAGAACCUGAAGGUCUCACAGACUCACUGACAUCACCUGUGGCCACUCAUGUUUCUCCAGAGGAAGCGUUGAGAACGGACGCAGACAGGACAGUGUUGGUGCUCGCUGAACGGAACAAGACGUCGUCCCAGGAGACCACGACCGGUGCGGCAGACGACGGCCCCGCGGUGGGGUUCGUCGCCGAGCUCGUCCACCGCUGCCCCCGCUGCGGCGAGGCCUUCGGCCAGGCCAGCAGCCUCCGUCUGCACCUGGAGCAGAAGAGGAAAACGUACGCCUGCGACUGGUGCUGCAAGUCCUUCGCACAGUCCGCCGACCUGCGGCGCCACCUGCGCACGCACACGGGAGAGAGGCCGCACCGCUGCACCUUCUGCUCCAAGAGCUUCAGCCAGAGGGGCAACCUGAGGCGGCACCUGCGCAUCCACACGGGCGAGCGGCCGUACAGCUGCCCGUACUGCUGCCGCACCUUCAGCGAUGGCGACACCAUGAAGAAACACAAGCGCACGCACUCGGGGGAGAAGCCGUACCGCUGCGUCCAGUGCACCAAGUCCUUCACCAGCACCAGCGGCCUGCAGAUACACCUGAAGAAGGACAUGUGCUACCUGGCCAAUGCAUGAGCAGGCGCCAGGAGCGAAUGAUGCUGAUGCUGAGGGGACAGACCCACAGAGACAUGUAUCACUCUUUUAAUUAAAUGUAAGUGUGUGACUGGGAGCUAUUGCUAGUGGGCCACAGAUAUGAUACAUUAUUAUAGCAGUAUCUAUACAAUAGAUACUUUAACUUAUGUGUAGUUUCUUGUGCAUAUUAUCUUGAAUUCCUGGUGGAGAACCUGUUACAACCAACCUUCGCGUGCAGCUAGAUGCUCCAUUCAUUCUUUUGGUCUCUAAUUGAAAAGCAGUCAGAUUUGAUGGCAGGUCAAUGAACUUACAUGAUUCUCAAGACGUUUUCACACAGGGUCAAUUUAGUUUAACCUUACCUGAUAACGCUACCUCAUCCAUCACCAUUAAGCAGUGAACAGAAGGUAGUGGGUGAAGCACGAUCACAGGCUUGUUUCUGAUUAUGGCAUUAGACAAGUAAUUAAUUCGUUUUUGAUCGUGUCAUGAGUCAGGAUUUGUGGGUGAAGCAGAAAGGAAGCUCACACACUGGAGCACGUACUGUAACGUGAAGUGAAACCAGAACCCAGCUCAGAAGCAUCAAGAUAUGAGAAUUGCAAGAAACUUACUUGGUGCAUUAAAUAAGGUACGAUUCAUGUUU
Messenger RNA from Betta splendens (Siamese fighting fish), 1944 nucleotides. Its product is annotated as zinc finger protein 768-like. Gene Ontology annotation, biological process: regulation of transcription by RNA polymerase II. Gene Ontology annotation, cellular component: nucleus. The record is from RefSeq and is a predicted model, not a curated record. Gene Ontology annotation, molecular function: RNA polymerase II cis-regulatory region sequence-specific DNA binding; DNA-binding transcription factor activity, RNA polymerase II-specific. Bases 99 to 1310 code for a protein of 403 amino acids. Lineage: Eukaryota; Metazoa; Chordata; Actinopteri; Anabantiformes; Osphronemidae. The transcript is spliced from 2 exons.